This is a messenger RNA of Ostertagia ostertagi, 2316 nucleotides long. The record is from the annotation of a GenBank genome assembly. Lineage: Eukaryota; Metazoa; Nematoda; Chromadorea; Rhabditida; Trichostrongylidae.
AUGUCCGUCUUAGCCCCUUGCCUACUUCGGCUACGGUUGGGAAAGGAUCAAUUGUUCACCGCUGUACGUAGUAUUUCCGCCUCAAGUAGUGUGCAGAAAUGGAAAUUUACCGAAAAAGUGGAAAAUGAUGUAACUGUGGUGGGAAUGGAAGAAGUGCCAGAACCAGUGCCGCCAUCCAGUUCUCACUGUGCUCUUUGUACAUGCAAUAUACCCGUAAAAUUAUCCUACAGUGAUGUUCUAAUCCUUGAACAGUUUAUGCGAGAGGAUGGUACUGUGCUCCCUCGCCAGUUGACUGGGUUGUGUAAGAAGCAGCAGUUGCGUCUUGAGAGAUGCGUUAUGCAAGCACACUGGGCUGGACUAUUCCCUGACAAAACCGUUCCCGACUUCGAUAGAGCGGGAUAUAAACGAUUUAACAGGUAUUGGAAAGAUGAUAUGGAUAUGUAUCGAUUGAGGGAGAACGUAGAACCUGGUACAUGGUACUACAUAAAACGGUAUCCGACAGGAAACCAGCCAUUUUGUAAUAUUACUCGAAGCUUGCCUUCACUGGAAGAGCUGUCACUAAACAAUAAUCAAUUUACACAUCUUACACAGUGCAUCAGUGAUCUGUCUGUGCAUACGUUGAAGUUACGUGGAAAUAAGAUAGCUUCUAUCAAUGACACCUUGAAUGAAGGCAUUCGCGAUGUCGAUCUCUCCUGGAAUUUACUUCAAAAUGCAACUGGUAUUCAUGACCAAAUGACAAGUUUAAGUGAAUUGUCGAUGGCUGGUUCAUACAAGUUGAAGUUUGUGAGUGGUGAGCUUCCUGAAACAACAGAAGAGUUCUCGUUGACCAAUUCUGAACUUGCAGCUUUCCCUCAAUCUUUUUUCGCUCGGGCGCGUCUGCUUCAGCUUAACGUGAGUGGAUCAGAUUUUGACUGUGACCCCUGCGUUAUGCAGUGGUCACUACCAGUUGGUUCCCUAAUGAAAAAUCAAACUCAGUGCCCACCAGUAGUUCCUCUGAAAAAUUGUACGCUGGGGAUAUCGCAACACGAUCCAGAAAUCGUUAGAGCGGUGCUUGGGGAUUCAGUAGUUCUUCCGUGCACUGCUUAUGGUGCCCCACAACCCAGCAUUGAGUGGUGGUUGUAUCGUCCAAAGACUUUUUUGGGAGUUUUUGAUCCUCAGUCGGGUGAACAGGAGAACUCGACACAAGACUGUUGCUCCGUGCUGGGUGGUGGCGCUUUACUACUUCAUAAUGUUAAUCGAUCCAUGGUGGAACGAUAUGUUUGCGUUGCACGGCAAGGGUUGAAUUCCGUGCAGAGAGUUGUACAUUUUCGACUUGACUACUCGAGCUGGUAUUCUCUUGACCUGUUCAACAGUGUAUUUUGGGGAGGAAUAGCGACGGCCGUGCUUGCUUGUUCCUUCUCCUUUCUACUUAACAUUACUUGGAUUUUAACAAGAAAAAGUAUCCUUUGGUGGAUACAACGUGCUGAACGUCUUUCUCGUGUUCGUAAGAUGGUGGAAGCGAUGGAGAAAUACCGUGCACGACAGAUGGAGGGUUUACAAGCAAAGUAUACGCGAAGAAUGCAAAUGGUCCGCGAAAACUAUCAUGCACAAGUGGAACAACUGCGACUUUCGUACAGUUCUCAAGCUGAGAAAUUCCGUGACUAUCGUGCUGCACAAAUGGAACAUAUGUCUUCUCAUUUGGAGAAUAUCAGGGAAAACUAUAAUCAGCAAAUGCAACGUGUAAGGGAGUACGGAUCACGACGAGCAGAGCAGUUGUGGGAAAGCUACGAGCGCCAGGUGAACAGAGUCAAGGCGUUUAGCUUGCAGCAUCGUCUCAAAAUGAUGAGGCAGUACAAAGUGAAGCAGAGGUACUUGAACAGGCUACUUGAGUCGUUUCAAGACACCACCGUUAGCCCCGAAGCACUGCGGCAACAGGAGCAAGAAGUGCGGGCUGCAUUGGAAUUGGCUGUUCCACCCGUGUCUCCAGAGCCACAUCCACUACCGUUGUCGCGAACCUCCUCUUUUUACUCUCUACCAGAGUAUGUCAUUGAUGAUGAAGGAAUCUUGAGACCAAGCCCGAUUAUUGGCAGACAUACCACGAGUGCCAUCCGGAACAAUGAAAAUCGGAAUUCGACAGCCGUAUCAAUUUACAGCGCUAAUGACACCGUGGAAAGCCAAACGCCAAUUUGCGAGAACGACAUCACCGAGAUGAAACCUUCGGGCAGUGGGAGAAGCGCUUUUGAGAACAAAUCGCCACGUAGCGAGCAGAGCAGGUCGCCAAACAAGGAGGAGAAAACCAAAGAGAGCAAGCCUUCAGGAGACGAGAAGGAGAGUUAA